This is a messenger RNA of Antechinus flavipes (yellow-footed antechinus), 901 nucleotides long. Its product is annotated as kelch-like protein 15. Gene Ontology annotation, biological process: nuclear protein quality control by the ubiquitin-proteasome system. Gene Ontology annotation, cellular component: nucleus. Gene Ontology annotation, molecular function: protein binding. Lineage: Eukaryota; Metazoa; Chordata; Mammalia; Dasyuromorphia; Dasyuridae. The transcript is spliced from 2 exons. The record is from RefSeq and is a predicted model, not a curated record. Bases 267 to 737 code for a protein of 156 amino acids.
GGGGGGGAGCUGCUUAGGCUCAGUCGCCAGCGAGAGGGGCUGUGGUGCAGAGCUGCUCGCUCUCGCGCUCGGCCUCUUCCCUUUUUCCCUCGUCGCCCUGCUGGCGCGGGAAGAACCUGUGGUGGCGUAGCUGAUACAGACUGGGAUCUGAUGCUGCCGGUGGUCUCGGGCUGAGUGGGACGCUGAUUAAUACCAGUGGCGGAGGUGCUGUUCCUCUCACAGACGCCAGCCCAGUCGUAACUGGACCAAGACCAGCAAGGUGACUCAUGGAAGGGGACGUGCAACAAUUUACUUCCUCCGUCCACGACGCCAGUGUCCUUGCUGGGCUCAAAGCACUGUAUGAGGGGGGAUUGCUUCUUGAUGUCACCCUAGUUAUUGACGACCAGCAGUUCCGGGCCCAUAAAGCACUCCUUGCCACCCAGAGUGACUACUUCAAGAAAAUGUUCACAGCCGAGAGCGGGGAGGGAGCUCAGGACAACAUUCCUUUGCAGGGUCUGACGGCUACAGCCUUCAGCCAUAUCCUAAAAUUCAUGUAUUAUGGAUCCAUAGAACUGAGUAUGAAUACAGUUUAUGAAAUCCUGCAGGCUGCCAUCAAUACUAAACUUAAAGAAGUGGUGAAUUUCUGCUGCUCUUUUCUCCUAUCCAGAAUCUCCUUAGAAAAUUCUGGAGAAAUUUUGAAAUUCUUAGAUGAUUUUGGUAUAACCAUGGAGGGAGCCAGAGAGAAGUUGUUUUCAUGAACUUUCAUGCACUUUCAACCAUUUCGGAUAACUUAAAAAACUCUCUUUUCCUAGAAGAUUUUUAAAAACUUUUAUGUCCUGUGUCUCACCUGUGAUUUACUUUCCUCCCACAGGAUAGAAAAAUUGUUUUGACAUUACUCAAAUUAAAUUGACAUCUAGUCAUA